AUGAGGUUACUUUUACUCCUUGCGUUGGCGUUGUUCCUCACAUCUCUGCUUCCGGUUCACGCUGACAAUGCUCCCGCCCCUUCACCCAAGUCAACACCAUCGGCAGCGCCAGCCAAACCACCCUCUUCCACCUCUCCUCCGGCGGAUUCACCGGCACCCCAUCCAGCAUCUCCUGCAAAGUCUCCAUCUUUAUCACCGCCUGCACAAUCCCCGGCGGUUUCUCCAUCUGGGUCUCCCCCUUCCCCGUCGCCCGCGGAGGUCCCCGUCGCUCAGCCACCAUCUUCAAUUUCUCCUGCUCCCAGUCCAUCCCACCACAACGUGUCUUCGCCGCCGGCUCCAUCUCCCGUGGCAGAGGCGCCAACACCGGAGUCUCCUGCCGGAAUUCCCUCAAGUUCUGCCACGCCGACAGGUUCACCAGUGACAUUGCCAUCCAGCAGCGUCUCCCCAGGAACUGCUCCGGCGAGUUCUUCCCCGGAAAGUUCACAGGGUUCGGUUGGUGAUGAAUCGGGUUCAAGGUCAAAUUUCGGGGCUCCAAUGAUUUUGGGUGGUUUGGCACUUUGGGUGGCCUUCACUAUGAUCUAA
Messenger RNA from Sphenostylis stenocarpa, 582 nucleotides. The record is from the annotation of a GenBank genome assembly. NCBI's taxonomy places the organism in Eukaryota, Viridiplantae, Streptophyta, Magnoliopsida, Fabales, Fabaceae.